Molecule: messenger RNA, 1034 nt
Organism: Dentiscutata erythropus
Lineage: Eukaryota; Fungi; Glomeromycota; Glomeromycetes; Diversisporales; Gigasporaceae
Source: the annotation of a GenBank genome assembly
AUGCUUUAUCUCUUGAUUCAGGUCAAUGAGGGUGUCAAAUGCGUUAUUCCUGAGUGUGUAAUGAGCAUAGAGUCCACAAAUAAUCAAUUUUUUGACCUUUUUGAUGCAAUCAUGUUAGAACAAUAUGAUGGAAGAGAGGUGAAGGUUUUUAUUAGACAGAAAGAAGUUGAAGGUUGGAGAGAAGUAGACAAUAGGUUAAAUGGCGAUUUAGCAAUGUUAGAAGUUUUGGGCUUUAGACAGGUUAAAUUUUGUCUUGUUCAUAAUAAAAAUUUGGAUCCUCCAAACUUAACUCAAGAUGGGCCAGAUGCUUUUAACAUCUUAAUAGCAAAUUCGAGAAGACUAUUACUUCCUAGACGUUGUACUGAAAACAAUAACUUUGACAGACUUUACAAUAAAAUUAUUGAGCUUUUUCAAGAUCAACAAGUUGGCUGGAUAUGCAGUUUACAUGAAACGAUAGAAAAAGAAUUCAUAAAUCAUCUUACAAGUGCUUUGUGGUAUAUUGAUCCACAUCUUUUGACAUUAAAAGCACGUUCAUACCACUUGCCAACUCUCUUCACACAGUUAAAAACAUAUAAAAAUGAUGAAUCCUACAACAAUUACUAUUAUACUAGUUAUCAUAAAAAAAAUCAACUUUCUCAGCAAAAACUUACACAUCUUUCGAGCUCUCUUGAGCUUUCUAUUAGUCAGCCAUGGGCGAGUGGUGAUAUAUGGAAUAAAGUAAUGCUCGCAGUUCUUUCUUUAAUUGAAGUCUUAAAAAAUUAUUCCAAUUAUUUAAUUGCAACUACUACUAGCAUGAAUGAACUUCAUUAUAGUGAUAAAAGUGCUUGCAGCUUUCAAAAUGACAGUAUUAUGUACCGAAUUGGUGCCUGUGAACAUAAUAAACUUAAAGAUAACUAUAUUGAAUUAGACGAUUUUUUAUUUGAAAAGCAAAUUUAUAAACAUGCUAAUAUUCAGCAAUUUCUUCCAAUUGAUGUUAUGAAACGUUAUCGAUUUAUAAAAGAGUUGCAACUUAUAUUUUCAAUUAGUGUAUACAG